This is a messenger RNA of Pimephales promelas (fathead minnow), 3394 nucleotides long. NCBI's taxonomy places the organism in Eukaryota, Metazoa, Chordata, Actinopteri, Cypriniformes, Leuciscidae. The record is from RefSeq and is a predicted model, not a curated record.
GUCAACGGCUGCAUGCUGGACCCCUUGCCCCCCGUGGCCGUUCGCAAAUCCAGCGCCUCGUCCCCCAGCAACAUGAUGGAGAUGUCUAUAGACGAAGGCAUCGAGACGGAGGAGCUGGACACUGAGGAUGAUCAUACCCAUGUCUUCAACGCCUAUCAGACGGCCCGCUUUGGUCAGCGCAGACACACGCUGUCUGAGGUCACCAAUCAGCCAGGAAUCGUGACCAGUGGAGGUAAACUGUUCAGCAUGGGUCAUAACCCCUCUCUGGGUAGCGUGGACACCGAGUAUGACAUGGGCUCUGGGCACAGUGACUUCAGUCUGCUUGAGGAUGCGCCCUCUCUUAACGAGGUUGUCCUGGCCAACACACCCGUCACCCGCCUGACUCCGCCCUUCGUCAGCGCUCGUCCCGCUAACCCCACCAUGCAAGCGCUGAGCACCCAGAGGAGAGAGACACACAACCGCUCUCCCAUCAGCUUCCGCGAGGGCCGCAGGGCAUCAGACACCUCACUCACACAAGGCUUGGUGGCCUUUAGACAGCACCUACAGAAUCUGGCACGGACCAAAGGUAUCCUGGAGCUAAAUAAGGUGUAUGAGCAGAUGGGCUCUGGAGAAACCCCUUCCCUGGGGCUGCUGAGCCCUCAGGUACAUCCACAUGGCUUAUUGGACCCUGCACUACAGGAGGAAAGAGGUCACCAGCAUGACAUGGCUCUAUGCUCAGGUGGAACACACCCCGCACUGUUGUCAAGGAGACAGAGUCUGGAGCCGCAAUACCUCUCUCACAGAAUACAGAAGAUGGCCAACAGCCCCAGCAGUUGUCAGAUGUUUUGCAAAGAAACUCCUCGCAGUCUGGAGCAGCAGCUGCAGGAACACAGGCUGCAACAAAAACGUCUAUAUCUUCAUAAACAAUCUCAAAUGCAGACAUACUUUAACCAGAUGCAUAUUGUGGAGGACCUUUACGCUCCCUGUGCAACCAUGGGCCACCAGGACCCCGGAGCCCCACCUCAGCCAGCGGGUUUGAUCGCACCAGCACAUCAGCAGCCGCAGAACCCCCAGACUUCACCUCUGUUUGCACAUACACAGCCACUUGGUCACCUAAUGGAGCCAAACCCAGAAGCCCUAGCAUAUGAACCCUACCUGGGACAUUACUCUCAGAUGCAGCCUCUACCACAAAGCUUCUCCGCUCAGCUGCAGCCCCAACAGCCCGAACCCCUCAACUACACCUACUCAGCCUGCGAUCCAAGCCACUCCCCCUCAGGAGAAGCACUGUACCCGGAGCAAUACGACUAUCCGCUUGAUCCCGGGCAGCCGCCUCCACCCGCGGAGGGCGGCGCGACUGGGUACGAAGGGUUGGCAUUGGCCGACCCGUUUCUGGACAGCGAAAUGGAGACCGUGGACCCCCAGCACGGUUUCGUACUGGUGAACUAGGCUGAGACUCGAAUAACCAGUAUUACCUUGAUAUCCGACUCACUACGGAUGAACUGACGGAUGAGAUGACGUCACAGGGACGGAUCGAGUUUUGUACGUCCAACAUUUAGGUUGUUGCGAACGCGAGCUGUGAUCUUUAUAAUUUACGAAACUCCUCCCUACCUCCCUCCUCGUUCUCCAGUGGUCCCACCUGCUGCUCUCUCACAAUAGAGUGCCGGAUGGCGUGGUGUUCGGGCCAGUUGCGUCGGAGGCUCGCCUCAUCGCCUCCAAGCUGACCGCAGGAUAGGAGCUGCUCGCUACGCGCCACAUGUAGCACAAAGACAGCCUAGAUCUGCAAUACAGAGCCUGAUCGACAGCACAACAAAAUAUUGACAAGUUUUGUACUGAACAAAGUCAAUCGAAGCGACUGACUUUGAUUGCGAAAGACACUCGACAAGUGCAAUGCUAGUUUUAAACACAUGGCAAUAUUGAAGCAAUAUAAAAAAAAAGUAGGAACUGCACCACCCAAAACUGCUGCCACCGGAUGUUUCUCAACUUCUAAACGGCUCAAGUCUAAAUCCACAGAUACUUGUGGAUGAAGCUGUGAUUAUUUUUGUUCACUGGAUUUCCUCCUCACGCUCAUCCUAAAGGCCCUGAAAAUAACAAACUGUUCUACUCAAGCCACAACAGUGUUAUUUUGUUCGCUAAUAUUGCAGUUCUUCAGAAUCUGCACUCAAAUUGGUGCACUGUGAAGGGAUGCGUCAUGUGACAUUAUCACCUCCAUGGGCGAUGUCGGCAUGCAUUUUAAUGAUUUAGAGAUUUCAAUUACUAUUUUGGUGGUAUUUACCCCUUUACACUAAAGAAUACAUCAGCAUUCACGUUUAUUCACAAGACACUGGAUUGUUCGGCCAAUUCAUUGCAUUUACGACAGACAAAACAAAGAUUGUUUUUGUUAGCAGCACUUAGUAAAUCUGUUCUACUUGAAAUGACAGUCUGUGACUAAACCUAGAUUUCAGAUACUUUACAGAGAACGAUCAUGACGCAAAUUGAUCGCAAGGUUCGGGGCUUUUAACAGAACAGAUAAUAUACUGGAGCACUUUGUCAUGGAAGCUAAAGUAAAUGUAGCUGAAGAGACGGCAGAUUGGUAAGAUAAACCUGCUCUGCUAGUUUUGUCAAAUAAGAGACAAAAUCAUCUCUUUCCAAUAACUUGCUCCCCACAAGCUGGCACUCUCUCAAAGAAGGAUUCGAGAGAGCGCGACUUGGCGAUUGUUUUGUGUAACAUAGGGGUUAGAAACUUUGGAAGUGCUUUCAAAAUGCAUUGUAUUUAAUGUGAUAGUGUUCCGUGUGCCUUUUCUUCGUUCUUUUUAGUUAAGAUCUUCAAGGGAUAGUUCACCUAAAAAUUAACGCUCUGUGUGCAUUUAUACUCUACUCACUUGAUCCAAACUUGAAUGGCUGACUUUCAUCCAUGAAACAAUUCAAAAGCCUCAAAAAGGACAUAUAACUAUCAUGAAAGUGGCCCAUAUGAGUUUGGAACGACCAGAGGGCAAGUAAGUAAUGACAAUAAUGAGAGUACAUUUGCUCUUUUGGGUGAAUUAUUCUUUAAUAACUUUGUUUUUCAGUUUGAUUCUGUUUCUGUUUGUAUUGUUACAGGACAUAAUGUAGACCCAGGUUUUACACAGGUACAAAACCAAAGUCCCCUCAGAAAUGUUCCUGUAUAACCCCACCAUGUGGAGUUUGGAGCUUCUUGGACUGCUUCGUAAAUGUGCUUUUUCUUUUUGUCAAUCAGUAUAUGCCGUUGAAAAGUAUUAAUAGCAAUAGUUCUUAUGAAUAGUUCAGAAAGAACAUAUUAGUGAAUGUGUUGCCAUAUCAUAAUCACACCUGCUGGCGAACACCAUUCCUUGGACAUUCUACUAUUCUACAUUUACCUUCAACAUGGUUGUUGACCACACAUAAGCUAAUGUGUUAUUAAGAUUAAAAAAGGUUUAUUGAA